Messenger RNA from Oppia nitens, 1654 nucleotides. Its product is annotated as putative glucosylceramidase 4. The transcript has 4 exons. Gene Ontology annotation, biological process: glucosylceramide catabolic process. The record is from RefSeq and is a predicted model, not a curated record. Lineage: Eukaryota; Metazoa; Arthropoda; Arachnida; Sarcoptiformes; Oppiidae. Bases 101 to 1654 code for a protein of 517 amino acids. Gene Ontology annotation, molecular function: glucosylceramidase activity.
AAAGUUAAACACUGUUUUACUAAAGUAUUAAACAGUUAUACAACUGAUUGAACAGAAAAAAUAUUACACUAAAAGUAUUAUUUUUGAUUAUUAUGUUAAAAUGAUUUUACAAAUUAUAUUUUAUUUAUUAAUAACAUUAACAGUUUCCAGGGCUCGUCGAGAGUGUAUUGUAGAGCGGGUGCCAAAUGCCGAUACAGUGUGUGUCUGUAACGCAACAUAUUGUGAUGACUUCCCGUCUCUUCAGACACCGAAAUCAGGAUUCGUAAACGUCUUCGAGAGUAAUAAAGUCGGCGAUCGGUUUAAACAAACACAACUCAAAUUUAAUAGCAAUGGUCUUAAGUUUGGAUCACUAAAGGCUGUUAACAUUACAAUCAACAAAACUAUUAAAUACCAGUCCAUUAAUGGGUUCGGUGCGGCUUUUACUGACUCAACGGGACAAAUGUUAAAGAGUGUCAACGAAUCGUUAGCUAAUCUAUUAAUCGAUAGUUAUUUUUCUAAAGAUGGUAUCGAGUAUUCAAUGGGACGCAUACCGAUAGCCGGCACUGAUUUUUCUGACCGUCCGUAUAGUUAUGACGAUAACGAUGGAGAUCUGGAUCUCAAACAUUUUGCACUUCAAAGAGAAGAUCUCGAGUGGAAAAUCCCAUACAUUAAAAAAGCGCUUUCUGUUAGUCCACAUAAAGUCAAAUUGUUUGGCAGUCCAUGGAGUCCGCCCUCUUGGAUGAAAACUAACCAUAAAUUCAAUGAAAGCGGUGCCAUAAGGGGUGAUAUCGGCGGUCAAUACUAUCAAAGUUGGGCCAACUAUUUUGUUAAAUUUUUGAAUGCAUACAAAUCUCACGGUAUUAGUCUAUGGGGUGUGACCGUUGAAAACGAGCCAAUUCAGGGCCAGAAUCCUCAUUACACGUUCAACUGUUUGAAUCUAACAGCGCCGAUGGAAAGGGAUUUUGUAAAACUCAAUUUAGGACCAACACUUGAAAAAGCUGGUUAUGGAAAGGCCAGUGGUUUUAAUUUGAUGGUUUACGAUGACAAUACUGAUCGCAUUAAAGACUAUUUGGUGCCUAUAUUAUCGGACAAAGAAACGGCUAAAUAUGUUUCGGGUAUCGCCUAUCACUGGUAUGCAAAUCAUCCGAUGGGAGGCUUACCUGACGGUCUUCUAACUGAAUUGCAUAAUACUUAUACAAAUCAUUUCUUGUUGAACACUGAGGCCUGUCAUCUGGACGGACCUAAUUUGGGUCGAUGGGAUCAUGCAGAAAAAUACGCCUACGAUAUCAUCCGAGCACUUAACAACUAUGUGACCGGUUGGGUUGAAUGGAAUAUGGCAUUGGACAUGGAUGCGGGACCAAGGUGGAAUGAUAAACAAGGAUUUGGAGGAACUGUAAAUAUUGAUCCGAAAAAAGGGUUGGCCUACAAACAACCAUCAUUUUACGCAAUCGGACACUUUAGUAAAUUUGUAUCACCCGAAUCCAUACGCAUUGAUUAUAAAAUUGAUAAACCUAUUGAUGGCUUAUCUGUGGUAACUUUGGUCAGACCUGACAACCAAAAAGUACUAAUAGUUCUCAAUGCCGGCAAUGAAGACAUUGUUUUAAACAUUAAAGAGUCGGCUAAUGUUGUGUCACAUAAAAUAGUGGGUCAUUCAAUUCAAUCAUAUAUUUGGUAA